Molecule: messenger RNA, 1316 nt
Organism: Oncorhynchus mykiss (rainbow trout)
Lineage: Eukaryota; Metazoa; Chordata; Actinopteri; Salmoniformes; Salmonidae
Source: RefSeq, a predicted model, not a curated record
CUGAUAGAGGAGGAGGAUAGAGGGAGAAAGGGAGUGUCUGAUAGAGGAGGAUAGAGGGAGAAAGGGAGUGUCUGAUAGAGGAGGAGGAUAGAGAGAGUGAGGCAGUUCCACAGGCAGACGAUAGAAGCAGAUUGAUCUCUCUCGCGCUGUAGUCGGUCCUGUCUACCGGGAGAUGCUCAAGCGUUCCUGAUUUUUCCGCUCUAACCACCGCUAAUUCCCGUUAGAGCUCGUUACCUCCACUGUACUGUUUUCGGUAGUUUGAGGGGGAGUAAAUCGCGUGUCGUCUGUCUGGGAACAUAAGGCUAACCAGGGCUACAGAUCAUCUGGAUCAGAACCUCACGACUAGAAGCACCAGGUCUCCGGUAAAACGUGUAGAUGGAGGACUUGGAUCUUCCCCAGAUGAAGAGGGAGGUGGAGAGUCUUCAGUACCAGCUGGCCAUCAACAGAGAGAAAUCCUCCAUCACGGUUACUGAGCUGGUGAAAUGGAUCGAGGGGUGUGUGUGUGACGACCCAUUCCUGAACCCAGAGCUGAUGAGGGCCAACCCCUGGGUGGAGAAAGGCAAAUGUGUGAUCCUCUAACGGACACACACACGGAUCCACACACACACACACACACACACAGAGACACACACACACACACACUGAGAAACGCACACCAGGUUAUCCCGUCCUAUUUAUUUGUACAUCCAUGUCUAUGGUUUUAGCUGAAAGUAGCCCCCUUCCUAUGAGCAGCAUGUCCUACAUUGAAAGUAGCCCCCUUCCUAUGAGCAGCAUGUCCUACAUUGAAAGUAGACCCCUUCCUAUGAGCAGCAUGUCCUACACUGAAAGUAGCCCCCUUCCUUCCUAUGAGCAGCAUGUCCUACACUGAAAGUAGCCCCCUUCCUUCCUAUGAGCAGCAUGUCCUACAUUGAAAGUAGAUUUGCAGAGCUCAUCUCAUAGCUUUGUUAAGAGAUAGAAGUUUGUUGUUAAAUAAAUCACACUUUUAAUUGGCUUUUUUUCCACUGUCAAUCAGAAUACACUGUUUUUAUUGGCUUGUUUCCACUGUCAAUCAGAAUACACUGUUUUUAUUGGCUUGUUUCCACUGUCAAUCAGAAUACACUGUUUUUAUUGGCUUGUUUCCACUGUCAAUCAGAAUACACUGUUUUUAUUGGCUUGUUUCCACUGUCAAUCAGAAUACACUGUUUUUAUUGGCUUGUUUCCACUGUCAAUCAGAAUACACUGUUUUUAUUGGCUUGUUUCCACUGUCAAUCAGAAUACACUGUUUUUAUUGGCUUGUUUCCACUGUCAAUCAAACAUAAUAAAGAGGUGGUUUGACA